Emys orbicularis (European pond turtle) is the source of this 1106-nucleotide messenger RNA. It is a transcript of the gene CCDC92, whose product is annotated as coiled-coil domain containing 92. The transcript has 4 exons. NCBI's taxonomy places the organism in Eukaryota, Metazoa, Chordata, Testudines, Emydidae. The record is from RefSeq and is a predicted model, not a curated record. The coding region runs from base 159 to 1106 and encodes 315 amino acids. Gene Ontology annotation, cellular component: centriole.
AUGGCAACGGAGCUGCUGUCGCUGCAGCCGCACCUGAGCUCUGCGCCUGCGCCGCCCCCCCACACACUCCCGCCCUGCCCCCUCCCCGGGGAGCCGUCUGGCUUCGCCCCCCGCCCGGCCCGGGGAGGCGACCCGCAGCCGGGUUCCUAGAUGUCAGGAUGGCAGCUUCAAACCUGGAGAACCAGUUGCACAGUGCCCAGAAGAAUCUGUUGUUUCUCCAGCGGGAACAUGCCAACACACUCAAAGGUUUGCACGCUGAGAUUCGACGACUGCAACAGCAUUGCACAGAUUUGACCUAUGAGCUGACUCUGAAAAGUUCGGACCUGGCAGAAAAUGGUAAUUCAAGAAGCGAUGAACUCAAAAGAAAAUGUGAAGCACUUGAAGCUCAGCUGAAAGUCAAAGAGGCUGAAAAUAAUGAAUUAUUAAAGGAACUGGAACAAAAGACUGCAAUGAUAAUGGUGCUGGAAAACACCAUCAAAGAAAGAGAAAAGAAAUAUUUAGAAGAGUUAAAAAUGAAAAGCCAUAAGCUAAAUAUGCUGUCAAGUGAACUAGAGCAGCGAGCAAGCACUAUUGCAUAUCUAACUUCACAACUGCAUGCUACCAAGAAAAAGCUUAUGAGUUCAAGUGGGACUUCUGAUGCCACCCCAUCUGGAAGUCCAGUUUUGUCCAACUACAAGCCAGCUCCUCCCAAAGAUAAGCUACCUGAGACUCCCCGACGCAGAAUGAAAAAGAGUCUGUCAACACCACUAAACCCGGAGUUUGAAGAGGCCUAUAGAUUAGGAUCGGAUAGUCGAAAGCUGCUGUUGCGAGAGCCUGUUGAUGCUAUGCCUGAUCCCACUCCAUUUUUAUUGGCCAGGGAAACUGCAGAGAUCCACCUGAUCAAAGAGAGGCCUUUAGUUAUUCCACCCAUUGCUUCAGAACGCACAUCAGGCGAAUCACACAGUCCAGCAAAAGAGAAGCAGCACAAGGCGCAUAUUGGUGUGGCACAUCGAAUUCACCAUGUAACAACAUCCCAGCCUCAGCCUGAGGUUGAAACAUUAGCAGUGGAUCAGGUCAAUGGAAGUAAAGUGGUCCGAAAGCAUUCAGGGACAGACAGAACUGUUUAA